Messenger RNA from Oppiella nova, 516 nucleotides. The record is from the annotation of a GenBank genome assembly. Lineage: Eukaryota; Metazoa; Arthropoda; Arachnida; Sarcoptiformes; Oppiidae.
GUCCAUUGUCUCCAUUCAACUCAAUCCAUGUGUCGUUUGUCUGCCAGACGUCGCCUCCAAUUACAUCCAAAUCAGGCGUUCUUUCUGUUGAUAAACCAGCGAUCGAUAGCAGCCGUGUCUACCACUAUGGGGGAGAUCUAUGAGAGGGAACGGGAUGAGGACGGCUUCCUGUAUGUGGUCUACGCUUCCCAAGAAGUGUUCGGUUGACACAUGUGUUCACUCAUACGAUAUGAUAUUUGGGCUCAUUUUGUGGUCAUAUAUCAUAUGAUAUAUACAGUAAUAUUUGAAUCGUUAUAUGAAUGCAUGAAUGGACUAAAACUGUAUAUAAGUUGUAUUUGUAAUAUAAAAACACUUCAAUUCAUUGCAGAAUUCUCUCCAAUACUUACUAUAUGUUUGAUUUUCAUUGACUGUAAUUUCAAAUAUAAUAUACAAAUUAUCCAAUUUUCUCUAUAUUUAAAUACACGUUCAAAAGGAUUUAAACGUAAAAUUAUCGAUAAAUCAGUCCUUAAUUGUUGG